Molecule: messenger RNA, 3600 nt
Organism: Colletotrichum truncatum
Lineage: Eukaryota; Fungi; Ascomycota; Sordariomycetes; Glomerellales; Glomerellaceae
Source: RefSeq, a predicted model, not a curated record
AUGCUACAGACGCAUGGGGGACCUCACGACAAUGGCACCGACAAACAUCACGAUGAGCCGCGCGGGAGGAGCAGAGUCCCGACAACCCAGUUGCAGCUCCCUAAGAAUCGAAGUACCGGAAACCUUGCAAUCAUGACCGACCAACCGGGCCGCGGCCGAAUGCGCUUCUCCUUCGAUGCCGGCUCUGUUGCCGAGAGCGAUACGAUGACAAGCCACAGACCGUCCAUCGUAACAGACCACGACCAUGGCCUCGGCCUUUCUGGACUGCGUCGAAUUCGACAACAACCCUCUUCGCGAGCUCCGACAAUACCCUCGACAUCAAAUCCGGCCUCUAGAAGCUCGUCCAUUGGACUGUCGAGAUCGACCUCCAUGACGAUGUUGAUGGCAAACGCUCCCGGCAUGCCGUUCAACUCGCAUCCGUCAUCGCCCAACUUCUCCGAAGACCUCUCUCGCUUCCCGUCCGAGUCGUUACACUCAUUUUCAUUUGCCCAUCAAUCAGAAGAAUACAUACACAACCGCCAGAAUGUUCUCAAGAGAUCCAUAGAGUUUAUGAAGGACAGGAUGGGUUGGUCCGCCUCAUCCUCGAACAUUGCACUUGCGAGCGCCCAAGCACGAGCCUCUGGCGACGUUGAGACGCAGAAUAUGUUGGAUUUACUGGCCAGGGCACAACUCGUCGGCGCGGGUAACCUUCCGUCUCACGAUCAGGCCAUGACAGGCCCUCUUACCGGACCUGCACAAGUUUCCGGCGAGAACCUGUUUGACGCAAACUUCAUCCCACGGACGUCGAGCCCCGAGCCUUUCCACUCUCCCAGCGCAUCCCCUACUCAGACGCAUUCAAAGGCUUCUUUUUCGAAUAGGGAAGAGCCAUCAAAAAAGGACCCGGAGGAAAAGUCGAUGCCACCGACAGGCGACGCUGAAUCUGAAAGCUCGAGUAGGACCCCGACGAACGAAAGCGGAACCACGACCAAGACGUCCCCGCCUCCGUCUCGCAGGCUCAGCUUGAAACGCACGUUGACAGAUACACUUCCUGUUUCGGUCCACCAACAGUUGAUGGACACCAUGGCACAGCCAUACUUGGCGGUUCAUGAGCAACUUGCGUCUCCCACAACUGCACAUCCUCUCUCUACAGGUAACAUGCCCAGCGCGCUUGGUCCGGCUGUCCAUGGUCACUCGACAAGAUGGGUUCCUGCCGCGCAGGCCAUUUUCACCACAGAAUCGAAGCCGCCGUGGACGAUUAUUGCCGCCAACGACCUAGCUUGUUUGGUUUUCGGAGUCACCAAGGCGGAGGUUCGGCGUAUGGGAAUUCUCGAGGUUGUCCAAGAGGAGCGAAGAGCGUGGUUAGAAAAGAAACUAUUACAGAUGGAUCCCGAAGACAGCAUCAACGAGGCUGAAGAUAUUACGGCAGCAGCACCCGCACCGACUUCUUCAACGACCUCACUUCUGGGUGGCCGAGGGGGGAUAACGGCUCAGCUUCUAAGCAAACCCAAUUCCAGGUCACAGCCACCAAAAGCCGUUACACGCAAGGCACAAACCGUCCAUAGUGGAGAUCCUAACCCACCAAAGCCGAGAGGAGGCUCGCGGCAUCAGAGCAGUAGAUCCAGAGGAGUGUUGCUGUGCGGCGACGUGGUUCCCAUUCAAAAGAGAAACGGGGCAACCGGUUCCGCGAGUUUGUGGGUAAAAGAGAAGCGGGUUGGCUUAAUCUGGGUUCUCGAGGAAAUCCAUGAAGACGUAGCCAUCAUCGCACUUGACGACGAAGGCAUCAUUCAGAAGAUUUCCGGAGCCACAGCACCGAUAUGGGGGUUUGAGACAUUAAAACCUGGUGUGGAUGUCGGGAAGCUGAUCCCGCGCAUUCCUCGUCAAGGUAUCGAUCCUCGCACCGGGGAGGUUGAUUUUGCCCAAAUUGCGAGGCGCAAGUUCUUCACAUGCCCAAACCCGGCCAAAGUCAACAUUCCAUGCACCGUUGAGCAGGUACGGGGGAAAACCGAGUUACGAGUCUCGAGCUUCCCGCACAUUGCAGGGAUCAUCGUCGUUGACCCAGAGAAUCUCAAGAUUCAAAGCUCCAACUCGGUAUUCUGCGGAGCUCUGUUUGGGUUCGAAAAGCCCGAUGGCAUGCCCAUUGACUCGCUGGUGCCGAACUUUGAGAAAAUACUCCACAUUCUUACAGAGGAGGAUGGUAUUCAGCUACUAGACGGGAUUGUGGUACCAGAACACAGUUUCCGCCGGGCAUCGGCCAUCCUUGGUCUGCGGGAAAAUCGUCCAGAUGCCGCGGCAACAUUCCUGCGGCCCGAAGGGUUGCCAGGAAAGCACAGAGACGGGUCGGAGCUCAAGAUUGACGUUCAGAUGAGAGUUGUCAGAAGCGCCAAGCAAUCCACUGUCAUUCAAGAGACGGUCAUUGAGGACGAAGAUGAGGAUAAGGGCGGGGCGACCCAAGACGAUACUUUUUCGGUUACCCAUUCCGAAAUGGUUUUCGCUCUCUGGAUUACUUACUCCAGGCACAUGCACGCCAGCAGAUCCAAUCUCGGCAUGACAUCGGGCUCAGCCUCUGGAACGACGACUCCCUUACAUCAGCCAUCGCCUGGACAGACGCCCGCACACACACCACUAGAGAUUAGCUCGGAUUCCGACGAACCCAAAUCCAAAGAGACGUCGUCGACUGCAUCCGCCAUCACCAAACAACUCAAGGAAGUCGCAAUGACGGCCGCUGCGAGGUUGACUGGUGUGCAUCGAACCUCGGACAAGAAGCAAGAACAACCUUCGGCUCCCCGAGUUGUCGAACCGUCCCACAAGAAGACAAUUGACGAUUUUCAGAUUAUCGAGGACAUGGGCCAAGGUGCCUAUGGUCAGGUGAAGUUGGCCAAGUACAAGACAACGCAGAAGAAGGUGGUUUUGAAGUAUGUGACGAAGCGACGCAUUCUCGUCGACACAUGGACCCGGGAUCGCAAGUUGGGCACGGUACCUUUGGAAAUUCACGUGCUUGAUUACCUGCGAAGACCUGAUCUCAAGCACCCGAAUAUCGUCGACAUGGAGUCCUUUUUUGAAGAUGAUGUGAAUUAUUAUAUCGAGAUGGCCCCACAUGGCCUGCCGGGCAUGGAUCUCUUCGACUACAUAGAGCUGCGCAGCAACAUGGAAGAGGCCGAGUGUCGCAGCAUAUUUAUACAAGUCGCCAAAGCCAUAGGUCACUUGCACACGAAAGCGUUGGUGGUUCACCGAGACAUCAAGGACGAGAACGUCAUUCUGGACGGCGAGGGCCACAUCAAGUUGAUCGACUUUGGAAGUGCAGCGUACAUCAAGAGCGGGCCCUUUGAUGUGUUCGUGGGCACGAUUGAUUACGCUGCGCCUGAAGUUCUCGCGGGCAAGCCCUACGGCGGCAAGGAGCAAGACGUCUGGGCACUGGGAAUCCUGCUGUACACGAUCAUCUACAAAGAGAACCCGUUCUACAGCAUCGACGAAAUCAUGGAUCGUGACCUCCGGGUGCCUUGGACGAUGAGCGAUGAAAGCAUAGACCUGGUGCGAUGCAUGCUCAACCGAGAUGUAGAGGCGAGAUACGACAUCAACCAAGUGCUCUCACACCCUUGGUGCCAGGUGAUUGAUGAUGAGUGA